AUGAAUAAGGAACAAGAGAAUAAAACACAAUUGAAUAAUGAAACAUUAAUGUUAAAAAUCAAAAAAAAUUUAAAUAAAAUGCCUGAAUUAUUAAAAAAAUUUCAUAAUCAAGAAGAAAAACAAUUAUCUAUGAAUAAUAUGAAAAAGGAUAAAAUGAAAAUGUUUAUGGAAGAGGCAAGAGAUCGUUUCGGUUUUUAUCCAAGUAGAAAAGAUCCAAAAUUUAUCAAAUUGAUUUAUGAAUCUGAUGAACAAAAUAAAUUAGAACGUAAACAGAAAAAGAAAUAA
This is a messenger RNA of Schistosoma mattheei, 285 nucleotides long. The record is from the annotation of a GenBank genome assembly. NCBI's taxonomy places the organism in Eukaryota, Metazoa, Platyhelminthes, Trematoda, Strigeidida, Schistosomatidae.